GUACUUAAACACCAAAAGAAUCGAAAACCCCCCAAACUCUAAAACCCUUCCUUUCCUGUCCGUUAAUAUAUCUCGAGCCGCCUCUCUCCUCCGUCUCCCUUAGUUUCUCUCUCCUCGGAAAAAUCAUGGACAAAAACCUCCUCGCCAACAGAGUAGCCGCCGCGUCGGAUAAGGUGCUUGCUGAAGUGGUGAAGUUAACUCAAAAGCAAGGAAAGAGAGGUAGUCAAGGAAGCUGGAAGCAGUUUUUAAAUGUUUAUGAGAAGAAGUUUGGGUCUGGCUUUAGUGAUCCGGCGAGAAGGUCACGCGAUUCACUCGUUGCGUUUCUUCAAACUUUUACUGAUGAAGAUGGCUUGAAGUUUGUUGAUAAUGUGCUUCGGUCGCUUUCGAACUGUGAGAUGUUGAAAGAAACUAUGAAAGAAUCUCUGGAAAAUGAAUCACCUGAACAGAGGCUGGUUCGUUCAACUCUUGAACAUCCACUUUACCUGUCAAAGUAUGCACUUCCAUCGUAUGAGAAGCAGGGAUGGGCAGUAACGAAGGUCCGGAAAAAGCCCAAGCUGCUAAGAUGUAAUAAAAUGCUUGCUGUUGAUUGUGAGAUGGUUCUCUGUAAAGAUGGUACCGAUGCUUUAGUGAGGGUGUGUGUGGUGGAUGCAGAUUUAAAGGUAAAACUUGAUGAAUUAGUGAAUCCAUGCAAACCAGUUGAAGAUUAUAGAACUGAGAUUACUGGAGUUACUGCUGAAGUUUUGGAUGGAGCGUCUUGUUCAUUUGCAGAUAUACAGAUAUCCAUGAAGAAGUUAUUAUCGAGGGGAACUAUUUUAGUGGGCCAUAGUUUAUAUAAUGACCUAGAAGCACUAAAGUUAGACCAUGCAAGAGUGAUUGAUACGUCAUUUAUUUUCAAAAGUUCAGAUGGACUAUCACCUUCCUUAAAUAAUUUGUGUAAGUCUGUGCUGGGCUAUGAACUUCGCAAAGCAGGUGAUCCACACAACUGCUUAGAUGAUGCAUGUGCUGCAAUGAAACUUGUUCUUGCUAAGAUCGAGCGUGGAGUUGAUAAUUACAUUCCAUUGAUUCAAUCAGAUGUGAAGGAUGUAAGUUACAAUGUUCCAGAAAUAGAAAUGGCAAAGCUACUUCUCCACAAAAUACCGGUUACUGUCCCCCCAGAAAAAUUACGUGGACUGUUCCCCGCAAACUAUACAAUUGAAAUCAAGACACAUAAAGUGAUUAAGGGAGUGGGAUAUUCUGUGCUUGCCAUCUUUAAGAAUCCAGAAGAGGCAUGCCAAGCAUUUGAAAAUUUGAUUGGCAGCCUAGAAAAGGACACGUCUGGCCGGCCGCAGAAAUUAGUAGCACUUAAACUUGACACAGGAGGAUCUGCUGGCAUACGGGUUCGCAAAAUGACACAUGAUAGCCAUGUUUCACAGAAAAAGAGAUCUUUUGAGGGUGAGGAUUCAAGCGAUCCCAAGAAACCGAAGAUAGACCAAUGUGAGGAUCACGUGAAAGAGAUUGAAAGAUUGAAGCAAGAACUGAAGAAACAGGAGUUAAAUCAGGGUGAUGACCACUUGAAAGAGAUUGAAAGACUGAAGCAAGAAAUAAAAACAAAGGAUUUUGAAAUCACCGCCCAGGAUAAGAUCAUAACCGAACUGAAAAGGAAAUUGGAAGAAAUGAAAAAGAAAAAGAACAAGGAACGCUAAGAAUUGCCAGUUGCAUUUUUAAGUCUGUUGCAGCUCACGAGGUAGUUAAUCAACCAUGCUUACUAUUGACAAGGCUGCUAAAGAGAAUAGAUUACCAGGGCAAAAGAAAUGCGAUUGAGAAAUCCUGGAUUUUGCAGGGGCCUAAGGUAGAUGUCACCAAGGCGGAUGUUUCUACCGUUUUUUAUUUUUGCAAUUUCCUUUUAGAUUUGGUU
This is a messenger RNA of Populus euphratica (Euphrates poplar), 1894 nucleotides long. Its product is annotated as small RNA degrading nuclease 3. Gene Ontology annotation, cellular component: nucleus. Gene Ontology annotation, molecular function: exonuclease activity; nucleic acid binding. Lineage: Eukaryota; Viridiplantae; Streptophyta; Magnoliopsida; Malpighiales; Salicaceae. Bases 126 to 1682 code for a protein of 518 amino acids. The record is from RefSeq and is a predicted model, not a curated record. The transcript is spliced from 12 exons.